This is a messenger RNA of Humulus lupulus (European hop), 1278 nucleotides long. RefSeq lists its product as uncharacterized. Gene Ontology annotation, molecular function: hydrolase activity. The record is from RefSeq and is a predicted model, not a curated record. Bases 254 to 1027 code for a protein of 257 amino acids. Lineage: Eukaryota; Viridiplantae; Streptophyta; Magnoliopsida; Rosales; Cannabaceae. The transcript is spliced from 10 exons.
CACUAAGAAAACGACAAUCGCUAACUUAUAACUUACAACUUAUAACUGGGUCUAUAUUCUGUUCCAUUCUAUUCUAGCUGAGUCUCUUUAACUGUGUGUGAACUCAAGGAGAAGGGAGAGAGAGAGAGAGAGAGAGAGAGACCGUUGCUUUGUUUGGUUGGGUUGGGCAUAGAUAAACCUUGCUUCGUCUCCACUCUCCACUCCAAUUCCAGGAUCUGUGCUAUUCUCAGUGAUAUUUUUGUUGGGGGAUAAUAUGAGCUUUACUGGCCCUUCUGUGGGUUCUGGUGCUAGAACUGCUAGAAGAGCAUUUGAAUUUGGACGGACCUAUGUAGUCAGACCCAAAGGUAGACAUCAGGCCACUGUAGUUUGGUUACAUGGUCUCGGCGAUAAUGGCUCAAGUUGGUCCCAGCUUUUGGAGACCCUUCCUCUACCAAAUAUUAAAUGGAUAUGCCCAACUGCUCCUACUCAACCAAUCUCUGUGUUUGGUGGCUUUCCUUCCACUGCUUGGUUUGAUGUGGGAGACCUUUCAGAAGAUGCUCCUGAUGAUUUACAGGGUUUGGAUGCUGCUGCAUCACAUGUUGCAAAUUUGCUGUCAAAUGAGCCCGCUGACAUUAAACUUGGAGUGGGGGGUUUCAGUAUGGGUGCUGCUACCGCCCUAUACUCUGCAACCUGCUUUACUGCUGGAAAGUAUGGGAAUGAUAACCCUUACACAGUUAAUCUAAGUGCAGUUGUCGGCUUAAGUGGAUGGCUUCCAUGCGCCAAGGUGUUACGUAGCAAGAUAGAAGGGGUGGAGGAAGCCACAAGGCGUGCUACAUCCUUGCCCAUUUUGUUGUGUCAUGGGAAAGUUGAUGAUGUGGUCAUCUACAAAUUCGGGGAGAAAUCUUCACAGGUUUUGAAUUCAACUGGAUUUCAAGACGUCACAUUCAGAUCGUAUUCUGGACUUGGCCAUUAUACUAUUCCAGAAGAGAUGGAUGAGGUCUGUGCUUGGCUGAAUUCAAAGUUGAGCCUUGAGGGUAGUGGUUCAUGAAUAGCAUUGUGCGGAAAUCUGAAGACACAGCAGAAAAAUGGUACGGGGAAAUAUUUGGAUGGCAACAAUGGAAUCACUACAAGUGGUAUUGGAUGCAAUGUGGACUUUUUUUACAUUUGACAUCGGUCUACUUUUUUCACAUUGGUCUAUUUAUAACUUGAUGUUAUUUGACUUUUUUUCGCACUUGGAUAGAACCAUAUUUGAUGGUUUGUACUAAUGAAUCCUCUCAUAAAAGGGUUGUUUGGAUUUCA